Anneissia japonica is the source of this 2514-nucleotide messenger RNA. Its product is annotated as coiled-coil domain-containing protein 160 homolog. The record is from RefSeq and is a predicted model, not a curated record. The transcript has 2 exons. NCBI's taxonomy places the organism in Eukaryota, Metazoa, Echinodermata, Crinoidea, Comatulida, Comatulidae. Bases 129 to 1061 code for a protein of 310 amino acids.
UAAAAUAUGUAUUUAGUCCUACUGUAUAAUGUAGACUAAGACUGUAGUAGCGUCCGAGCUGCCUAGGCCUAGCUAUAGACAUAGAGUUGGUAUGGUCGAAGCGGCCGCGAGCCAAAGGUCUAUGUAAAAUGACUCUACACUGGGUAGAAACAUUGUUUCCUCCAACAUUCAAGUACAAUGAUCUUGGAGAAUUAUUAACGAAUGAUAAGCAGCUACAGGAGAUCAAGACCCACUAUGAACCAAGUAAAAUCUCAAGAACAACUGAGCCAAUAGAAAAUAUAUAUGAGAGAGUGCGAACAUCCUAUAAUAUUGAGUUAGAAUCCAGAAGGCAAAAAUGUAUACAAGUUGGGGAUCCACUUAGAAAAUUUGCAAAACAAAAAACUGUUGCAAGUGAAUCUUUAACAAUUACCGAACCUAGCAAAGAAGAUCCUUGUUUAUGGACAAAUCAUGAGAUGAACAUUUUACGAGAAGCCUAUCAGGUGUUAAAACAAGAGAAGAUGAAAACUGAAGAAGAGUUAAAAGUUAUAAAAAAGGCUUUUAAACGAAAGCAAGAAAAAGCAAAACAAUACCGCAAGGAGUUAGAAGAACAGCGUGAAAUUGUGAAAGGCUUACGUGAUGAAAACACGCACAUAGAAAUAGUGUGUAAACAUGUGAGCAAAGAUUUAAAGGCAGCUCAAUCCGUUGAGGUAUUCUUGCGUGAGGAUAUUGAAGACUUGAAAAAUCAGAAGCAUGCACAGCAAAAAAUAAUUGAAGGGUUACGUAAAGACUUAGCUGAGGAGAGAAGAAAACGUAAACAAAUUAGUAUUGAUCUCGAAGAGGUGAGACAUAAAUGCCAACAAGAAAGUGAACUGAAGGAAGAGAGUUUACGACUUGACUGUGAUAUACAUGUGAAGCGACUUUAUAAAGUCAUUAUAGAGUUAGAAUUGGCAUUGGAAAAAGAGAAAAAUGAACAUGUGAUCAGUAAAAAGGGACUUGACCACUUGAGGUCACACUUUGCAGGCUUGGUGGACCACAAAAGUGAGGCUAACAUUGAUGAGUUGAAGAACUUUAGUCCAUACUGAAUUUAUUUCACUAUUCACCAUUGUUACUUAAAUGUUAUCUAAAAAUUCUGAUAAAAACCUAGGCCAGUAACCCACUGGUGGCAGCAUAGUUUUGGGCAGGUAGGCCAACCCUCCUGUAGGCUCACCAAUAAUUUGCUAAACAAUUGUUUGAAUAUUGCUUUUGACAAAACAACACAGGCUUAUUUGGGCAAGGCAUGGAUCACCAGUUGGCUGUUGGUUAUCUCGUGCUUGGCGAUUUUGGUCUGAAAGUAAUGUAGGAAUUAUAAAGUCUCCCAGAAUGUAAAAAACAUUAAGUUUUCUAGGGCACCUUAUCAAAGGCCCUCGCUCCGCUUGUAAUUGUUUAUGGGGCCCACCAAACAUUCAAACUAUGCUGCCUUUGUAGUAUUUCUUUAAUAUUUAGGCCUAUGUGUGGGUUAUAAUUACAGUAUGGAUGCCUUUAUACAUGUAUAGUAUAUGGUCUCUUUGUAUACAUUCAGUACUUAUGUUAAAAAUACAUAGAACAAAUUCACCUAGCACUGACCUUAGCUGGGUCAAUGCUGCUAAAAAUGGUUUUAUUCACAGACUCUCCCAUAACUACUGUAUAAUACCAUUACAUGUAAUGAUACUACUAUUGACAUAUUUUUUAACUGUAUUUCCAUGUUUAAAUCCAAAGUUUUUAAUUCAGUAUAGGCCUUCUUUCAGUUAAGCUAGGAACUCUCAAUAUUGUUGAUUUGUUACCUUGAUUGUUAUUGUUUUAUUUUGUAUUUUACUAUAUUUUUACAUAUUUUAAGACAUCCUGUAAUUGGCAAUUCCGCUGUUGGAUGUAAUUGAAAUAAAGUAAAUAAUAAAAUAAAGUAUAUGAUAAUCCUAACACUUCCUGUAUUGGCAAUUCACACAUUAAUAUUAAUAAUACUGUAGUACAAACUACAAGUAAAAUAUUGUUUAUAAUUAUUAUAAAUUUAAAAGAAAUCACUAAUGGUAGACAUUUUCUGUUUUACAUAGGCAUUAAUGUAGAAGCAAACAUGUUGAUUUCACUCAAUUCUGGGCCUAUCAUUUAAUUCCAAUUUUAUAGUAAUAUAAUAUUAUAUAUGAAGUGACAAAUUACUUGUGGCACUUUGAUUUUUCCUUAAUCUUUACUGCCCUCUAGGGUAAGGGUCCUACAUUGGGAGAAGCCACCUUAAUGAUAUGGUUAAAUGUGUUUUGUUACCACACCUAAUUAUAAUAAUGUACUGCAUGUUGUAAUACCGCACAUACAUUUGCAGGAAAUAGGUUAGUAGCCAGGGGAUUUUUGCUUGCACAAAAAAGUAUGCGACACAAUCCCGAUUUCCAAGGGACUUCCACAAUUCUCGGAAGACUUGGGACACCUGUUAUGGCUAUUUCUGAUGUUGCAGGUCAACAGAACAAAUUAUUAUUAUUUAAAAUGUACAGUAUGCAAUUUUCAAAAUAAAGUUAUUCAAAAUACCUGUAUUAUUUA